CCAAAUUCUAGAGUUGCCCUUAAACGUUCCUAGCGAUACCUUAUCACUUCUCUCCAACCACAAUUUCCCAUAUCCAGCAGUUACACAAUGAAGCUCAUCGAUUUUCAACGCACUGCUUCCCAACCGCUGAAGCGGGAUCAAGCCCUGCAGCAAGAUAUAUCCGCAUGUAUCGAGGAUCUUACUCUCGACAACGUCGACAAGAACUCUUGGAUCUAUCAUCUACCAACAGACAAGAAAGAGGAAUUGCUUGCCUUCAUCAAAUCAGCAAAGUCUGCUAUUCUCAAGAAUCGCAACAUCCAACAAAAUGAAGAGUAUUCCCGCAAGGCCACAUUUCACCGACUUCCACAACUUGCAAUCGAGGUAAGUCCCAUUCUCGGGGUUUGAAAACUUUUGAUUUGGCAACUACCAGGGCUGAUCUACACUGUGCCCGAACUGUUUUCUCUCGCCUUCGCCCGUGCCAACCCCUGAAUCCUACUGACUUCAAUUUUCUGGGUAGUUACGACGCCAUAUUUGGGGCGAAAUGAUUAAGCCAUCUCAAAAUCCACGAGUCCAUGCUCUCAAGUUCAACAACCGCACCAAAACCUUCAUCUCCAACCAACCAGUCUCACCGCUCCUUGCUAUCUGCCGAGAAUCCCGCGACUAUUACCUCCUCAAUACGGCCAACGGAUUUUGUUUUGGCACCGGCGUCAACUAUGAUAUCGAUACAUUCCACCUCCUUGAGAUCCCCGACCACAGACGUGAGGACCCCGAAGUACCUAAUCUCUUCCAGGCUCUAGAGUUCAAACUGAUCCAGAAAUUGGCGGUGACAAAAGAGCUUUUCUUGGGUGUCACUGGAGCGAAGUGGCUUAAUAUUCUCGGUUUCAUGCAAAGGUGUCACGUCACAGUUAUUUUCGACGAUGAUAGAAGCUCUGGCGUCUGUUGGGCAGACCUGGACGUUUCGUUUCGGAAGCUUUCUGCUGAUGAGGAAAAUCAGCUCGCGGACAGGUCGAGUGUGCGAGAGAACUGGCUUCUUGUUCGAUAUGUUCUAGAGGGAAAAUGCUCACUUGAGUUUGCUUGUGUGGACAAAGAGUCUUCUAUUCAGCAUUGGUAUUGA
This is a messenger RNA of Hymenoscyphus albidus, 1093 nucleotides long. The record is from the annotation of a GenBank genome assembly. NCBI's taxonomy places the organism in Eukaryota, Fungi, Ascomycota, Leotiomycetes, Helotiales, Helotiaceae.